AUGGCUCGAGAUUUAACAGCGAAUAGCACCCCAAAGGGAGAGGAAUUUUCCUUUGAAAACCCAUUUGUAAAUGACGCAUCAAGUGUUUACGACGAUUCGAUACAAGAACAAUCAGCAACAUCUUCAUCUUCAGACAAUAUAGACAACGCAAAUGAGAACGCAUAUGGUCGUAUAUUUAAAACCCUGCCCAAUGAAACUACAGCACCCUUGCUACUGCUGAAAGACUAUUCUUCCGAUGAAAUCAGGGAAUCUAAAAUAUUUUCAAACAAUAGUAAUAUGAACAUUCAAGGUCCCUCAGAGUAUGACAGAUAUCCGGUUAUGUUUAGUGAAUCUUCAGCAAAUGUUAGUAAAAAUAACCUACAACCUUCUGAAACAAGUUCAUUAUCAACCCUACAACAAUUCAAAUGUGACUCGAGUCCAUUUGGAGGAUAUCCUGCAUCUUCAUUCCCCUUGCAUAUUGAUGAAAAAGAACCCGACGAUUAUUUACACAAUCCCGAUCCCGUACAGGAUGCAAUUUAUGAUAAACAUAGAUUUUGGAAUGAUUUGAAAAAUGCUGAUAAAAGAACUGCAUUAGGAAUGGUUGGGUUUGCUGCUUUGAUUAUACUUGCACUUUUGUUGUUUGUUUUAUUACCCGUUUUAACAUUUGCAGGUGUGACCGUGUAUAGUCCUCCUCAGCAUUAUGAAAUAUUGACUGAUUACCAAUAUCCUAUGAUGAGCGCAGUUCGACAAACAUUAAUCGAUCCAGACACUCCCGAGGAUGCAUUGACUACCCAGGCCAGAGACGGAUCCAAUUGGGUCUUGGUAUUUAGUGAUGAAUUCAAUGCCGACGGGAGAACUUUUUAUGAUGGUGAUGAUCAAUUCUGGACGGCUGCAAAUUUACAUUAUGAUGCUACUAAGGAUUUAGAAUGGUAUGACCCCGAUGCAGUCACCACUGCAAAUGGAACCCUAAGUCUUCGAAUGGAUGCGUUCUUGAACCAUAAUUUAUAUUAUCGAAGUGGGAUGGUUCAAUCAUGGAAUAAAUUCUGCUUUACUCAAGGGAAAAUCGUCAUGUCGGCAAGAUUACCCAAUUAUGGAACCGUUUCGGGAUUAUGGCCCGGGAUGUGGACAUUGGGUAAUUUAGGAAGACCAGGAUAUAUGGCCCUGACGGAAGGUGUUUGGCCAUAUUCAUAUGAUUCUUGUGAUGCUGGUAUUACUCCAAAUCAAUCGUCGCCGGAUGGGAUUAGUUAUUUGCCAGGUCAGAAAUUGAAUUCAUGUACUUGUCCAGGUGAAUCUCACCCAAACCCAGGUACAGGGAGAGGUGCACCUGAAAUUGAUGUUAUUGAAGCUGCUAUGGGAACUGAUCCUACAGGUAAGACUCCAAAUAUCGGGGUUGCCUCUCAAUCAUUACAAUUAGCCCCCUUUGAUAUUUGGUAUAUGCCAGACUAUAGCUUUAUUGAGAUUUAUAAUGCAUCAGUUACAACUAUGAAUACAUAUGCUGGUGGACCUUUCCAAGAAGCACUUUCAGGUACGACCACAUUAAACACCACCUGGUAUGAAUUUGGUUCCGGUGAACAUAAUUUCCAAGAAUAUGGAUUUGAAUAUCUUAAUAAUCAGAAUACGGGAUAUUUGCGAUGGUUUGUGGGACAAGAUCCAACUUUGACCGUUCAUGCUCAAGCUUUACAUCCAAAUGGGAAUAUCAACUGGAGAUCAAUAUCAAAAGAACCAAUGUCGAUAAUUAUGAAUCUUGGUCUUUCAAAUAAUUGGGCAUAUAUUGAUUGGCCUUCGAUUCAAUUCCCAGUCACGAUGAGAAUUGAUUAUGUUAGAGUAUAUCAACCGGAAAAUUCAGUUAAUGUUGGUUGUGAUCCUGAUGAUUUUCCUACUUUUAAUUAUAUUCAACAACAUUUGAAUAUUUAUUCCAAUGUUAAUUUAACUUCUUUUAAAGAUGGAGGUUAUGCAUUUCCAAAGAAUAAGUUAGUUGGCUGUUAA
Hemisphaericaspora subhashii is the source of this 1965-nucleotide messenger RNA. Its product is annotated as SKN1/KRE6 family beta-glucan synthesis-associated protein. The record is from RefSeq and is a predicted model, not a curated record. Lineage: Eukaryota; Fungi; Ascomycota; Pichiomycetes; Serinales; Debaryomycetaceae. Gene Ontology annotation, biological process: (1->6)-beta-D-glucan biosynthetic process; fungal-type cell wall organization. The coding region runs from base 1 to 1965 and encodes 654 amino acids. The transcript has a single exon. Gene Ontology annotation, cellular component: plasma membrane; endoplasmic reticulum membrane. Gene Ontology annotation, molecular function: glucosidase activity.